AAAACACUGGAAGCUUUUCAAAAGUGUCUUAUUGAUCAGUUCGUUUAAAACAUACAGUAUGGCGGAGAAAAACACGUAUUGACAAUGAGGAAAUGGGUUGUCUCAGGUUGGCAAGGUGGCAGAAGUGAGGAGUUUGAGAACCGGAGGAACCAAUCAGUGCACUACGACAGCCCUCGGGGAGUGGACUACAAUGACCAGCGUGCGACUCCUGGAGCCCGGCCACCCGUGCGCCAUGUCGACAACUCCCCCCUGGGCCAUGUCCAGCAGCGCUCAUUAUCGUCCGACAGAAAGUCCGCCCCGCUGGACAGGAAACAGGGCAGCCCGUCGGUGCUGCGCAAGUUCGGCGCCAUGCUCCAGGAGAACGAGGGGAAGUUGUUGACCGAUGCCGGCGUGGUGGCGCCCUCCCCUCCGCCGACCGUGACCACCGGCUCCUCUCCCGUCAGCCCCCGCCGUUCACACACACGCACGCCUUCGCACUCCCACACACACACUCGCUACUCCAACCCCAGCCCCACGCCCCCGUCGCACUCCUCGCCCAAACUCACCCCCUCCCAGGGGCCGCAGCGAGGGGGGCAGUGGGGCGAGAGAAGGGAUCGGGAUGUCACCAGUGGCAGGGUGCCGGCCCAAGGUUGCGACCCGAGCGCCGAUUACUGGAUGGUGGAGCACGCCCUAAACGGACCAAGCGUGGGCCGUCUCCGCAGCCACAGCAGUGGAGGUGGGGGCUGCCACGGCAACGGACGUUACUUCGGAAACGGAACAGGCAUUAGCCGGGAGGAGAGCGGUCUGGUGGAGCUACUGAGCUCGCUCGACAUUCAGCAGCAACAGCAGCAUCGGCCAGCCAGCAGGGUCUCACACACACCACCGGUCAGCCGUGAGUCCUCUCCAGCACCUUCGAGGCGGAGCUUCUCCCGUCCUGCCCGGCCAGCCAAUCAGCGCCCACCUUCCAGAUGGGCCAGCCAGACAAGCUCCACCCGCCCCAGGCUCUCCAGCCAUUCAGGUCCCAUGAGCCGCCCCCCAAGUCCCGCCCGCAAAGCCAGGCCAGCCAAUCAGAGCUUCGGCUCCUACUCGUUGCACACAGAAACGGUCAUCAUGUGACCAAUCCGUGCAGGGCCAUCUCUGAAAGACAUUAGCAUUCAUAAGUGCUUACACAGACUGGAAUAAACACUUUUGUCAACCUGCCUUAUAUAAUUGAUGUUGGUGAGGGGCUAGUCACAGAGCUAUCCCCCACCAGAGUCUCUAGGCUCACAAUGACUUCAUAAGUGUUUGCAAAGGGAAUCCCAAAAGCCUGGAUCUCUUUCUGCACGUCUGUGGACUCAAUGUGUCUCAGAAGGUACUUAAAGUAAAAUGCCAAUUCAACCCCUGUAUACAUCCUUAUUUUCUUCCUGUAUUUUUUCUUUUGUACCAUGACAUUUUAUUGUAUGUGCUGAGGGCUUCGACUAAUGCACUGUUCCUUCAGUUUAGUGUAACACAUCUCUGCCAAACUGUAAGUGCAGCCUCCAUCCAUUCUCCCAUACAGACCUCACGUAUACCCAACACAAGUGGCUCAUACUAUAUACAAACACGGACACACACACGCGCACACACACACAGACAGACGCACGCACACCCACACACACACGCACACACACAAACAGCAGUGGGCUUUCACAGAAAUCCAAGCCUCCCUCGGCCCUUGUGCAUGACUGCCCGGUGCCCAGGCACAGUGUGUUUGACGUGUAUGUAAAAGUGUUUAUUUCUUUAUUCAUUUUUUAGCGUGCAGAGUUUGACAAAAAGCCCUAAUUCUGAAAGGUGCGGUGCCGUUCUGUGCGCUUUUGUGAAGGCUGUAUGCGUAUCUGUUGCACUUCAGUGAGAUGCAUGGGUGUGAUGCCAAGCCCCCUCUCUCUCUCUCUCUCUCCCUCUUUCUCCCUCUCUCUCUCUCUCUCUCUAUCUAUCUCUCUCUCUCACUCUGUGCGUGAGUGUGUGAAAAAUACUGUAAAAAAAAUGACAUAAAGAAAUGAAGCCGUAAACUGUAAGAGUGCGUCUACCUCUUUUCAAAGAGGCCUCAUGGUGUCUUCAUACAGAUUUUAAUGAAGCACAACGUGGAAAAAAAAUAUUUUUAUCUGUAUCAUAUUCAAAAGUGACCAUAUUGUUGUUAUGAUUGUAAUGUAAUGCCUUUUUUCCUCUUGAUAAUAAACGCUUCAGUGCUUUGACCAA
Sardina pilchardus (European sardine) is the source of this 2193-nucleotide messenger RNA. RefSeq lists its product as uncharacterized. The transcript has 3 exons. Lineage: Eukaryota; Metazoa; Chordata; Actinopteri; Clupeiformes; Clupeidae. The record is from RefSeq and is a predicted model, not a curated record. Bases 85 to 1095 code for a protein of 336 amino acids.